AUGAGGAGUGUAGUGAAAGGGAUAAAGAUUGGCUGCGAUGGUUUGGUAGUUUCACAUUUGCUAUACGCAGAUGAUUGUAUUGUACUGGGAGAGUGGUCAUUGGACAAUAUCAGGAACAUUGCUCAGGUAUUUAAAGUUUUCAACAUAUGCUCGAGCCUAAAAAUUCAUCUCGGCAAGUCCAAUCUAUUUGGAAUUGGGAUUGGUGGUAACGAAGUGAUUGCCAUGGCGAAAGAAGUUAACUGUACAGCAGGUUCCUUACCAUUUAAACACCUUGGUGUUUGGAUUGGUGCUAACAUGAACAGGGUGGCCAAUUGGAAUUUCUUGGUGGAUAUUUUCGAGACAAGGCUUUCAAAAUGGAGAGCUAGUUCCCUUUUAGAGUCAAUUAUGAGAAAGUUUUUGUGGGGGAGUUCGGUGUCGGGAAGGAAAAUUCAUUGGGUUUCGUGGGACGUUAUAGCAUCCCCCAAGAGUAUGGGUGGGCUGGGAAUUUCCAGAUUAAGAAACACAAAUGUAGCAUUGCUUUCUAAAUGGGUAUGGAGGUAUAAAACAGAGAUUAAUAGCCUUUGGAGACUCGUUAUUAAAGCAAUACAUGAUACGAAGCGAGGGUGGAAUCAUAUACCUAUGAACAAGUAUUUACCAGGGACUUUGAAGAACAUAGUUAAUUGCGUGGAAGCUCAAAAGGUCAAGGGGAUAAGCCUCAACAGUAUGCUACGUGGGCAGCGAACCUCUUAA
Erigeron canadensis is the source of this 729-nucleotide messenger RNA. RefSeq lists its product as uncharacterized. The transcript has 2 exons. The record is from RefSeq and is a predicted model, not a curated record. Bases 1 to 729 code for a protein of 242 amino acids. Lineage: Eukaryota; Viridiplantae; Streptophyta; Magnoliopsida; Asterales; Asteraceae.